AUGGCCUACUCGCCAUCUCCAGCAUCUCCCAUGGCUGGUCCUGAUGGAACUGCAUACUCCCAUCGUCGGUCGCCAACCCCUCCUGCGCAGCCAAUGUCGAAGAAAGACAAGCGCAGAAAUCAGCAAGUCGCGCACCAGCAGGAGCUCCACAACGAGUUAAACAACAACCGUGAGCAGCACUACCGAGAACAGCUCAUUGCUCUGCAACAUGACAUGAGCCUCAUCUCCCAGGCUGACCCCUACGAACCCGAACCUCUGGAAGAUUCACCAGAAGAGGUGGCCAGAAUUGCCGAGUUGGCAGCGUCAGGUACACCAUAUCAAUCUCAAAUGUCCUCGCUGGCAGGCAAAUGGUACGCCGAAUUCGUGCAUGAGAUCAACGAUGCGAAGGAGGCCAAGGAACUAGCUCUCAUCCAGCUCAUGAACAAUCACAAUGCCCGCCUCGAAAGAUUGAAGUAUGAGUGUGAUUAUCGUCUCCACCUCGCCGCAGAAGAAUGCGAACAUAUGACCUCGACCCUGCGAGAACGAUUGUUUCAAGCACUAUCUAGCAAGAGACAACGAUUGAUGAAAGAGAAGGAACAACUUGACAUUGCGGACACCAAUGCACUCCUCCUUCACCCCAGUCAGUUCAGCAUCACCAACCCAGCAUCCCCUGGCGGCAACCACACGAGUCGCAAGACACGCUUUACCAGGCACCGUGAACAGGAGGACAUGAACGGUGUUUCAGAGGUUACAAACAAGCGUAAGCGUAAGCUUGCAGACGAUGAUGUCGGCUCCCCGUCACGGAACGGCAUUUCCACGCCUGGAGAGCGCAGUCGUGCAGCGCUGGCGAAUCAAACUGCCCCGCUGUAUUCCAUUCACUCCCUCUUCACCGACAAAGAACUCAACUUCCAAUCGCACCAAGCACAAAUUGCCGCUCGUCAUUUCUUCUCGACGUCACGGAAGGAAGGCGAGACUAGCAACACAAGAAGGCGUCAAAAAGUCGACGAUGACCGAGAUCGAGGAUCUGCCGAGUCAGGCUCGGAGGAAGACGAAGAACUCGAGGCUCCCGAGAUGGACCGGUCAGCCAGUCAGAACGUGCAUGUUACGAGAUCAACUCGAACAAUUGGUGCCAUGAGUGGGCUCAAUGCCCUGAGUGACCUGGCAGAGAAAGCAGCAACCCGCCCAGCACUGCCAUAUGCAACAUUACACACCCAUCAAGGGCGUCAAGGCACAUUCCUACCUCAACCGAGUCGAUUAAUGGCCGAAGAGCUCGAGGAGGAUCUCUUGAAAAUUGCUCAAAUUGAGAGCCAGCCCAAAGGCCAAAUGGACAAGAGAGCGAUCGAGGAUGCGCUCAAGCCGCUGUCAGAGUCACGAAGCAACUUGGCUCCGGAUUGGCCGGUAUAUCUUGACAUUCACCUGGUGGACGUGGAUCCAAGGAAAACUGCAGGGGUACAGUGA
Messenger RNA from Fonsecaea multimorphosa CBS 102226, 1437 nucleotides. RefSeq lists its product as uncharacterized. The coding region runs from base 1 to 1437 and encodes 478 amino acids. Gene Ontology annotation, cellular component: Sin3-type complex. Gene Ontology annotation, biological process: negative regulation of transcription by RNA polymerase II. Lineage: Eukaryota; Fungi; Ascomycota; Eurotiomycetes; Chaetothyriales; Herpotrichiellaceae. The transcript is spliced from 2 exons. Gene Ontology annotation, molecular function: histone deacetylase binding. The record is from RefSeq and is a predicted model, not a curated record.